AUGAGCUCCGCAGAAUGCUAUGGUGGUCCGCCGGCGUACUAUCCCGAUUGGAAUCCGGCUGUCGCUUAUGGUUACCCGACGAGGGAUCUACUCCACCAUCCUCAAACAUAUUCACCAGUGAAUCUCGCCGCCGUCGCGCCAACCCCGUCGACAACAUCGGAAGUUUGGUCGGCGCAUUCAUCGCACCAAUACGCGAGCGCCUCGCCACCCACAAGCACCACAACAACAACAUCAUCGACACCGACGAGUCUACCCGACGGCACAUCGUAUUCGGCACACAACACCUACAAAUGGAUGCACACGAAACGCGCGCCGAGACCGCAAGUUGUCAAGAAGAAGGUUGUCGAUGAGAACGGCACGAAUCGCACGAAUUUCACGACGCAUCAGCUCACGGAGCUCGAGAAGGAGUUUCACACGGCGAAGUACGUUAAUCGGACGAGGCGCACCGAAAUCGCAGCGAAUUUGAAAUUGCAAGAAGCUCAGGUGAAAAUCUGGUUUCAAAAUCGACGCAUGAAGGAGAAAAAACGCGAAAAGGAGCGCGCAUUUUUGGCGCGAAACUCUUGGGAUUCAAAUUCGCCACCUUCGUCUGCAUAA
Messenger RNA from Caenorhabditis bovis, 594 nucleotides. Lineage: Eukaryota; Metazoa; Nematoda; Chromadorea; Rhabditida; Rhabditidae. The record is from the annotation of a GenBank genome assembly.